Halichondria panicea is the source of this 2434-nucleotide messenger RNA. RefSeq names its product gamma-aminobutyric acid type B receptor subunit 1-like. The record is from RefSeq and is a predicted model, not a curated record. The transcript has a single exon. Gene Ontology annotation, cellular component: membrane; G protein-coupled receptor heterodimeric complex. Gene Ontology annotation, molecular function: G protein-coupled GABA receptor activity. Gene Ontology annotation, biological process: G protein-coupled receptor signaling pathway; gamma-aminobutyric acid signaling pathway. The coding region runs from base 1 to 2271 and encodes 756 amino acids. Lineage: Eukaryota; Metazoa; Porifera; Demospongiae; Suberitida; Halichondriidae.
AUGUUGGGGAAGGACAAUAUAUUCACUUUGCUUCUUAUAGGCAUUGUUACCAAUGCUCAGUUAUCGUAUUCUGCAACAACAUUGAGAGUCCUGUUCAUAGGAUCAUCGUACAGUGGUCCAGCACACAGUGUCCCCCAGUGGGCCAGAGGGGAGGAGCUCAUUCCUGGAGCACUCUUAGCUGCUCAAGAGAUCAACAGCAGAGAUGACAUACUACAAGAGUUGGAGAUCGAGGUGGUGCCUAUUGUAGUUCCUAACUGUAGUAUUGUGGAGGGUAUUGUGAAGACAAUGGAGGAGAUACUUGAACAGAGGAAUAAAAUGCUUUCAGUAAUUGGAUUGUCCUGUAAUAAACUUGCUGGAGUUAUUGCAGCUCUAGUGAGCAGAGAGCUAGUUAGUCUGAUACAACUGAGUGGGGCCACUGCACUAGGAGGUGGGCUGCACUACCCACACCAUUACAGCACUCUAGCAGGAGUGGAGUAUCAUGCCAGGGCAAUACUGGACUUAAUGCAAGCACUCAAUUGGACCAAGAUUGGCCUACUAAACAGUGUCUCAGAGUUUGAUAACUACUAUACAACAUUGACAGAGGCAUUUGUUAGUGAAGUGGGAAUGAAUACUUCUGUAGAGAUAUUAUUCCAUUCAGAGGUUGGUAACUACGGUGAACACGAUACAACUGUAGAGUACGCUAUUAGGAAAGUUCAACUCUCAAAGAUACACAUUGUAGUUGCUUUCUUCCCACCAUACAAAAGUUUUGAUCUAAUUUGCCGUGCAUAUCUCCAAGGCUUGACCUGGCCUAACUACGCUUGGAUCUUAUCAGAUGUUCCCCUACAAGACUUGCACAAGACUAACACAAGUGACUGCAAUACAGAGACAUUGUUGAGAGCAAUGGAGUAUGUGAUUGUGAUACAACAGGUCGUACAACCAGCGGAUCCCCAUGGUAACCUAGUCUCUGGGAGGAGCUACACUAGUUACAUGGAGGCUAUGACUAACCAUACAAACACAUUCAACCCAUUUGCCAACAUUGUCUAUGACUCAGUCUGGGGACUUGGUCUGGCUAUUAAUAAUUCACUGAGGGAGCUACAGAAUCAAUCAAUGCACACACUCACAGCCCUUGACUCCAACACGGCCAACACUAUUGGGGCAAAGCUACUAACAACACAUUUCACUGGAGCAUCGGGAACUUUUCAGUUCAGUAGCUCUAAUAAUAGACAAUUGGACCAAACUAUUCACAUCUCUCAAAUACACAACCAGUCCCUCGUUACUAUAGGAACGCUACACACAAACAGCUCUAAUACAAUAUUCAACUUGUCCAACUUUGGCAAUAAUCCCCCAACCAGCCAAAUAGCACGAGUAUACAUCACUGUACACAUUGCUGCUACAGUGACCCUGACUGCAGCUGCAUGUGCCAGUCUACUGCUGGUCAUUGGAGUAUUCCUAAUGUUCAUUUUCUAUCGGAACCAGGCUGAAGUGAAAGCUGCCAGCAAAUAUUUGAGUAUUUCCAUGUUUCUCGGCUGCUGCCUACUACUGGUAGGAGCUACACUGCACAGCAUUACUAGCCAUCUAAUAAUCACUCGCACUAGUACAAGACUCUCGACAUGUAUGAUUGAAAUAUCGAGCACUUCGAUUGGUCUAGACAUGAUCAUCGCCACAGCAACGGCUAAGACUUUACGCAUAGCCUAUUUGUUUACACAUUUUAGGAGCAUGGGAAAAGCUUGGUCAGAUAAAGGGUUGCUAGGGUUUGCUGCCCUCCUAGUGAUUGGUAAAGUGUGUCUACUUGUUGUGUGGUUUGUAGUAGAUCCGUACCAGCUGGAGGACAGGAAGACGUUUGUGAGGGGGGGAGGCCACUACAGUGUGGUGCAACAGUGCACGUCUGUACACGUCGGAGUGUGGCUGUCUGUAGUAUUACUCUAUACUGGUGUGCUGUGUGUGGUUCUGGUGGUCCUAGCUUACAGAACAAGGAGAAUCAAACGUGAGAAUUUCAAAGAUACAAAGAAACUGAAUGCACUGAUUGCUGGUAUCAUAAUGACUGCAAUAAUCUGCACUUCUACUUGGGGAAUAUUGAGAUUGGUUGGCCUAUCACAAGCCAGCAAAACUAUGGCAAAUCUCGGCUACAUAAUCAUUCCAAUAUUGUGCCAAGCAUUUCUGUUCAUUCCCAAGAUCUACCCGCCAUUGCGAAGGCAUAUUGAAAUGCUGAGGCCCUCGUACUCUGCACAACCUAACACUAUACCAUAUGGGGGAAUACUGAGUGAGAUCAACUAUCACAAACUAAACAAUUGAGACUGAAAUUAACUGAGUUUUGGGACUUUUCUUUUGUUCUAGUUUAUAGUUUACAGAUAGGAAACACACAUGUAAGGUUUGUGUAUUGUGUACACAGGUACGAGUGUUGUAGUGUACACAGGUUGAUAUCAAACAGUUAGUCGUUCUUCAAAUUAAUCAAAAC